This is a messenger RNA of Laccaria bicolor S238N-H82, 888 nucleotides long. RefSeq lists its product as uncharacterized. The transcript has 8 exons. The record is from RefSeq and is a predicted model, not a curated record. Bases 1 to 888 code for a protein of 295 amino acids. Lineage: Eukaryota; Fungi; Basidiomycota; Agaricomycetes; Agaricales; Hydnangiaceae.
AUGUCGAACAGCACAGCAGCAACCUGUCUGACACCUAAUGAUUGGUCAUAUAACUCCCUUGGACAGAGCCCUUGUACUGUUGCUUCAGCCCUAGCGGGUGUGUGUGUUGGAGAGUUUACCCUGUCACCCUUGGCCCCCGACUAUGUCUAUCUCGGCCCCUCUGUUGCAAAUGCCAAUUCUUGCAGGUGCAGCUCGGUGUACUACUCCCUGCUCAGCGCUUGCGCGAAUUGUCAAGGCCGCAAUUUCCUCAGGUGGUCCGCGUAUGACGGCAACUGCAGCACCGUUUAUCUUUCUGUUUUCCCACAACCACUCCCAACGGGCACCGUCGUUCCUCAUUAUGCUUAUCUUAACGUUCAAACUACCGAUACAUUCAAUGUCAGCCUCGCUCAAACCGCAGGUGGUGCUGAAUCCUCCCCCGUUGCAACCGUCGCUUCAAACACAGCAACUGGCUCCAAAACUGCUACUAAAUCUAGUACAGUUUCACCCACUAAAUCUGGCUCCGCAGCGAAGUCCGGCCCCAAUGUGGGAGCCAUCGCUGGUGGCGUUAUUGGAGGUGUCGUUAUACUCGCUUUGAUCGCGGGUUUCAUAUUCUGGUUAAUCCGUCGCAACAAUCGUAACAAAGCGCCUCCUGCAUCUCAAAUGUACUACGGCCCCGACACAGCGUCCUCCCCGCCCCCCAUGAGCUUCGGUGGCACGAGUACUUACUCCGCCAUGCCAACCCCCAAAGUCUACGAUCCUUCUGACCCCAGUACAUAUCCUAGCCAGGGCCCUCCAACCACCUAUACCCCCCCUCUGCACAACAAUGUCACCCCGAAUUACACGGGAGUUUCUCAAAACACCUUUGUUGCUUCUCCAGGACCACGUUACACUGGUGUUCCCGAGUUGUGA